Molecule: messenger RNA, 1461 nt
Organism: Puma concolor (puma)
Lineage: Eukaryota; Metazoa; Chordata; Mammalia; Carnivora; Felidae
Source: RefSeq, a predicted model, not a curated record
AUGCCCACAGCAGACACCGUCACCAUUCACCACAAUAGUGUCAGUGGACUGGUGGUGGUGAAGGUGGUGGUGGGAACCAGGUUGGAGCAUAUUAAGGGAGACCCUGCUCAUGCCCAUGCGAGGGUCACAGAGGUGGAAAACAUCCACUCUGUGUUACAGAACUCAAUAACCUUUGAGGAUGUGGCCAUGGACUUCACCGAGGAGGAAUGGGUGUUGUUGAAUCCACGUCAGAGAAAACUGUACAGAGAUGUGAUGCUGGAGAACUACAGAAACUUGGCAUCGCUGGAAAAGCAGCUCAGCAGACCUGCUUUGAUCACCCAGAUGCAGCAGGAAGAUGAAAUGAAAUCAGAGACAAGAAAUCACCAAGAUACUUGUUCAAAUGGGAUAGUUCUCCCUAAAACCACACAAUCACAACAUAAACAAGAUGUUUUGGAGAAAGAAGCACUACAUGGCAAGAAGUGUGGGAAAGUCUACAGUUCAAGCUCUUAUCUUAAUCGGCACAAGAGAAUUCACUCUGGGGAGAAGCCCUAUGGAUGCCGUGACUGUAGAAAAACCUUCAGAGAUAGUUCACUUCUUAGACAACAUGAAGAGAUUCAUUCGAAGGACAAACCCUACAAGUGUGAUCAGUGCAACAAAACAUUCAGUAGAAGGUCUAGGCUUAACACACACAAGAUAUUACAUACUGGAGAGAAGCCCUAUGGCUGCAAUGAUUGUGGGAAAACCUUCAGUAUUCUCCCGUACCUUAAAAGACAUAAGAGAAUCCAUACUGGAGAGAAAUCCGUUGAGUGUAACCUCUGUGGAAAAGCACUAAGUAGUGAGUCAUACCUGAAGACACACCUGAGGAUACAUACUGGAGAGAGACCUUACAAGUGUGGUCAGUGUGGGAAAACUUUUAGAAUGAGCUGUAAUCUCAUAGUGCACAAGAAGAUGCAUGCUGGAGAGAAACCGUGUAUAUGCAAGGACUGUGGGAAAUCCUUCAGGGACCACUCGUGCCUGAAAGAGCACAUGAGAAUUCACACUGGAGAGAAACCCUUUGCAUGCCAUCAGUGUGGGAAAACCUUCAGAGUGAAUUAUUUCCUCGUUUUGCACAAGAAAAUUCACAUGAGGACGAAACAAUAUGAGUGUAAGGAAUGUGGGAAAGCCUUCAGUGGUGUCUUAUCUCAUAGGAGACAUAUGAAAAAGCACACCAGGGAGAAGAAACCCUUCAACUGUAGUGAGUGUGGAAAAGCUUUUAGGAGGAAUGCAUCCCUUACAAUACACAUGAGAACCCACACUGGGGAGAAACCCUACAAGUGUGAUCAGUGUGGGAAAACCUUCAAUGUAAGGGGUAAUCUUACCGUGCACAAGAGAGUGCAUACUGGCGAAAAACCCUAUCAGUGCAAUGUCUGUGGUCGUGCUUUCAGUAAGCUCAUAUCCCUUCGGAGGCAUCAUGAGAGCACUCAUGCUGGACAAAACUCCUAG